Tremella mesenterica DSM 1558 is the source of this 678-nucleotide messenger RNA. RefSeq lists its product as uncharacterized. The record is from RefSeq and is a predicted model, not a curated record. The transcript has 3 exons. Lineage: Eukaryota; Fungi; Basidiomycota; Tremellomycetes; Tremellales; Tremellaceae. Bases 1 to 678 code for a protein of 225 amino acids.
AUGUCUACUCAUCUAGCAUCUGUUGUACCCUCUGACCAGGACACGGCCUUUACUACUGGGUAUCAAUACCCCCAAGUUAUAGACGAAGACAAUGAAACCAACGUGAACCCUUCCACCGUUCACGAAUCCGCCAUCCAAGACACUCAAGCCGAUGAUGUCACCACUACUUCUCAGCCGGGUGUCGAGCUUAGAGACUUCGAUGAUGACAAUUAUACCCAUGAAUCUGAAGAUCAAGAUAAUCAAAAGCAUGAAUGUUCAGAUCACUCCACCCACUUCAUCCCUUCCACUUCGGAAGCUGAAGUACGUGAGACUGAAACUGGUGCCAGUACCACAAACAACAUCAGGAGUCAUCUGAUCAAUUGUCUAACUUGUCGACAGAUUUAUUUGAACAAUCUCAAUGAUGCGGCUUCAAAAUUAGACAGUAGACUUCAAGCUUUGGAUGAAGAAGCGAAAAUGUUAGGAAGCAAUAUCCGUACUCCAACAGAGGGUUAUGUGGAUGGGGAACGAAACGAGAUAGCUAAAGGGGCAGUAGUGUUAGGUUAUCAACUGGGGUUACUGGAAUCAGAUAGGAGAGGAUAUCUUCGGGGAGUCAUUCAUGCCACACUGAUCAGUGCAGGGGUCUCGACUGCUAUGAUGGGUCUGAGAUAUCUGACGGAAUCUCAUAAUUCUCACACUUGA